GAAGCACGCCGCCCGUAUUUGAAGAGUGGCACAGUUUGAACCCUAACUGGAUAAUAAUCCCUAAUUUCUGAAUUCCAAAGUUGGCGGCAACAUAUCUCAAUGGGUGGUAUGCAGCUCUUCGGUGGCGGCAGCGACUCAGAGACCGAAGACAAGAAUGCUCCGAAUCUCAAAAUCAAUGAAGAAUACGCUCGCCGCUAUGAGCACAACAAGAAUCGGGAGGACCUCCACCGUUACGAGGAUCUCAAGAAGCGAGGCCUCGUCGACGACGACCACUCCGAUUCUGAUUCGUCCUCCGAGGAUGACGACGACGUCGUUUUGGCAGCCAAUUCCAAGAAGAAAGACUUGGAAUUCUUCGAUGCUAUAAUCAAGGUAAAGAAUCGAGACCCUAUCUUGAAAAACAAAGAGGUUGAGCUAUUUAAAUCUGAUGAAACUGAGGUUGAAGAUGCUGGUAAUGAAACUGAAGACACUAGCCUAGUGAAAGAGGAGGAUAGCAAAACUAAGAAGAAGAAAAAGAAUAGCAAUGAGACUGAAGAGGAGGGUAGCAAAACUAAGAAGAAGAAAAAGAAUAGCAAUGAGACUGAAGAGGAGGGUAGCAAAACUAAGAAGAAGAAGAAAAAGGUCUACUUGAAAGAUGUAGUGGCUAAUCAUUUAUUAGAAGACGGUGCCGAACUUCCGGAGGAUGAUGGUAAGCAGUUCCUCAAGAGUUACAGUGAAGAGCAAGAGCAGAUAAGGAGGGAAUUUUUGGAAGCAGCUGCCAAGGAGGAGGAGGAGGAUGAGGGGGAGAUAUUGAGAGUCAAAGGCAGUAAUAGUGCUGUGGGGGAUGAAGCUGAUGAGGAGUUUGAUAAGAAAUUGGAUGAGUAUUUCGGUCAAGACUUGGAUGACAAUGCUAGGUUUCUCAGGGACUUCUUUAAGAAUAAGAUGUGGUUGGACAAGGGGAAUCAGGGAAGAGGUGCUACUGAGGUUAGGGAUGAGGAUUUGGAGAUGGUGUCUGAGGACGAGAUGGAGAUUGAGAGGCAGGAGGAGUACGAGUAUAGGUUCCAGGAGAAUGCAGGGGAUCAGGUUUUGGGCCAUGCCAGGGAGGUCGAGGGGUCGGUGAGGAAGAAGGUCAAGGCAAGGAAGGAGCAGAGGAAGAGCAAGGAGGAGAGGAUGGAGAUUGCAAGGUUGGAGAGGGAGGAGGAGUUGAGGCAUUUGAAGAAUUUGAAGAAGAAGGAGAAUGAUGACAGGGUCAAGAAGAUAAUGAAGAUUGCAGGGAUCAAAGAGGGCGAGGAGUCCUUGUUUGAUUCCAAGGAGUUGGAGAACGAAUUUGACCCCCAGGAGUAUGAUAGGAUGAUGAAGAAAGCUUUUGAUGAUGAGUAUUAUGGAAAUGAUGACUCAGACUUUUGUAGCGAUAUGGAUGAGGAUGGUGGUGAGAUUGAGAAACCGGAUUUUGAUAAGGAGGACGAGUUACUUGGACUUCCCAAAGGUUGGGAUGGUGCUGGGUCUAGUGAUGGUUUCUUAGCUGUGAGGGAGAAGAUUUUAAAGCUAAAAGAGGAGACUGGUGGUGAUAAUGAUGAAGAGGAAGAAGACCAGGAGGAAGAGAAAGAAGAAGAUGGUGAUGAAGAUGAAGAUGAAGAAGGAGAAGGAGAAGGAGAAGAAGAGAAAGAAGAGGAUGGUGAUGAAGAUGAAGAAGGAGAAGGAGAAGGAGAAGAAGAGAAACUGAGUGAGGAAGGUAAACAAGAUAAAAAGCGUAAAUUAGCUAUUUUGGAGAGAGCUAAAAAGGAGAUGUUGGAUGAAUACUAUAAAUUAGACUAUGAGGAUACAAUUGGAGACUUGAAGACUAGAUUUAGGUAUGCUAAAAUAAAGCCUAAUAGAUUUGGGUUGACUACUGCUGAGGUAUUAGUGAUGGAUGAAAAGGAGUUAAAUCAAUAUGUAUCUUUGAAAAAGCUUGCUCCAUAUGCGGAGAAGGAGUGGAAGGUACCCAAUAGUAAGAGAAAUGAGAUAAAGAAGAGGGCCAGAGAAAUUUUCAGACAUGGAAAAAUGGAUCACAAAAAAAGUGCUAAGAAGUUGAAAAUUAAGGAUGAUGUGAAGGAUUCAAUUUCAUCAACACCAGCUGAGGAACGUGGGAAGAAACAAGUACAGGACUCAAAUGGUGAUACAAGCAAAUUAUCCAGGACCGCUAGAAGAAGGCUGAGCAAAAAGGUUGCAGCAUUACCCCUUUCCAGGCUCAUUGCAUAUGGAAUGAUGCCUUCAAAAUCUAAGAACAAAGGAAAGCAGUGAUCCAAGCAAUAAACAGUUUUCAUGAUGUCUGCAGGUUUGAUAUUUUCAUAAAUGGAGCGGGAUGAGGACUACAAUUUUGCAGAGGUGAGAAGCGCGUCGGGGCUUUUGUCCAAUUGACAACAAAACAAAGGCAAACAUGGUAGAAGUUGAAAUGAAGACUCAAGAAAGAGAGAGACGAGAACCCCCCUUUCUUUUCCUGUGUUUUCCGAUAAACAUAUGCUUUCAGUAUAGAGUAUGAACAUCAUGUUUGUAGCCUGGAAUAAGAAGUUCAUUAACGUCAACAAUGCGACGGGUUUCGGUUUGUUGGAACUUGGAAGACUGUUGGUUUUUGUUUAAACUGCUGUUUGAACGUGUAAUAAUGUCAAGUUUUCCGUUGCAAAACUC
Messenger RNA from Rosa chinensis, 2640 nucleotides. Its product is annotated as protein KRI1 homolog. Gene Ontology annotation, biological process: endonucleolytic cleavage in ITS1 to separate SSU-rRNA from 5.8S rRNA and LSU-rRNA from tricistronic rRNA transcript (SSU-rRNA, 5.8S rRNA, LSU-rRNA). NCBI's taxonomy places the organism in Eukaryota, Viridiplantae, Streptophyta, Magnoliopsida, Rosales, Rosaceae. The coding region runs from base 100 to 2256 and encodes 718 amino acids. The transcript is spliced from 2 exons. The record is from RefSeq and is a predicted model, not a curated record. Gene Ontology annotation, cellular component: nucleolus; 90S preribosome.